Molecule: messenger RNA, 1017 nt
Organism: Arabis nemorensis
Lineage: Eukaryota; Viridiplantae; Streptophyta; Magnoliopsida; Brassicales; Brassicaceae
Source: the annotation of a GenBank genome assembly
AUGCAUCCGUUUCUUGUAAUUUUCUUUUUUGUCUUCUUAGUUUCUAUUUCUGGUAAUGCACAAGACGACAAUGUACCCGCUCAAUCGCCGAGACUCGCGGAGAAACAACCUCCUCUUGUUAUCAUUACUCCGGCGAGGCCUCCGGUACACUCUCCUGUGAAAUCUAAUCGCGUUACUUCUCCGGCGAAGUCACCGACGUCUCCUCAAACGCCCAUUUUACAUCCACCAACGAUCCAAAACUCCACGACUGCACAUUCUUCGACGAAGCAAACUUCGCCUGCCAAGUCUCCGGUGAAAACCCAUGUUUCUUCUCCCACCAUUGCUAUUACUACGAAAUCCCCUGUUUUUGCUCCGGCAAUUUCCCCUGUUUCCUCUCCGACCACUGCGACUCCUUUGAAAUCCCCUGUUUUCGCUCCGGCGACUUCCCCUGUUUUAUCUCCGACCAUUGCGUCUCCUUUAAAAUCCCCUGUUCACUCCCCGGCAACUUCCCCUGUUUCUUCUCGGACCGUAGCGACUCCUUUGGCGUCCCCUGUUAUUGCUCCGGCGACUUCCCCUGUUUCCUCUCGGACCAUUGCGACUCCUUUGACAUCCCCUGUUAUUGCUCCGGCUACUUCCCCUGUUUCCUCUCCGACUACCGCCACGACUCCUGUCUCUGCUCCGGCUACUUCCCCUCCGACGAGGAUUCCAGUGAAGUCUCCUGUCUCCGUUCCAACAAUGAGUCCUACUACCUCGAUAGAAUCGCCUGCCACUGCUCCAGCGAACCAACCACCGGUCCCUGCCGAUGCACCAGAGAUCGCGGCGACGUCGCCGGUAACAACCCCUGGUAUUCCGUCGAGUCCUUCCACUCCAGCAAAUGCGCCAGAUAUAUUUCCUUACGGACGCCGUCCUGUAAGUAGUUCUGCACCAGCGACAGCAAAUUUGGCGCCGGAGACUGCCGGAAAUAAGUCGGCUUCGAAAUCAGUUCACCAGGAUGUUCUUUGCCCAUUAGUGAUUAUCGUGGCCACUUUGGUACUCUAG